Molecule: messenger RNA, 463 nt
Organism: Sceloporus undulatus (fence lizard)
Lineage: Eukaryota; Metazoa; Chordata; Lepidosauria; Squamata; Phrynosomatidae
Product: splicing factor 3A subunit 1-like
Exons: 3
Biological process (GO): mRNA cis splicing, via spliceosome; regulation of alternative mRNA splicing, via spliceosome
Cellular component (GO): U2 snRNP; catalytic step 2 spliceosome; U2-type prespliceosome
Molecular function (GO): RNA binding
Source: RefSeq, a predicted model, not a curated record
GCCUGCUACCGCGUGGAGUGGGCCAAGUUCCAGGAGCGAGAGCGGAAGAAAGAAGAAGAGGAAAAAGAGCGGGAGCGCGUCGCGUACGCCCAGAUUGACUGGCACGAUUUCGUGGUGGUGGAGACGGUGGACUUCCAGCCUUCGGAGCAAGGGAACUUUCCUCCCCCCACGACCCCUGAGGAACUGGGCGCUCGGAUUCUGAUCCAGGAGCGCUACGAGAAGUUUGGGGAGAGCGAGGAAGUGGAAAUGGAAGUGGAAUCGGACGACGAAGACGAGAAGCAAGAAAAGACUGAAGAGGGACCAUCGCAGUUAGACCAGGACACCCAGGUUCAGGACAUGGACGAGGGCUCGGACGAAGAGGAUGAGAACCAUAAAGUCCCACCUCCUCCAGAAACCCCAAUGCCGCCUCCUCUGCCUCCGACUCCGGAUCAGGUCAUUGUCAGGAAGGAUUACGAUCCCAAAG